GAUUUGCAGUUUGUUCCAACGAACUCGCCAUGACAAAAGUUUUCACGAAGCUCCCAUCGAAUCGCCUAUGCCUGGUGUACGAGUUUGAUAUCCCUGAGCUCGUCGUAAGUCCUUCUGAAUCAGAGCACGAUGUCGCCGUUCAAAAGGCCGCCACCGCAACUGGGAAAGUAGCGGCUACGAGUGUCCGGGCUACCGCGUAUAGCAGGAGUAACCCGUCGAUAUCGAGUGUCCAGCACGAACCUUUCGAUCCUACAUUUCAUGUUGCCAAUGGAGGACCCGCGGCUCGAUUUGAGUUUGUCUACGAUGAUAAACAUCCCAAAAUGUUUGUUCGAAUUGUGACUUCGCUCGGCGAUACCGCUGAAAUGAUAAUUGAUGGCGUUUUGGCAACUCGUAUUGCCUUGCACACCAUGGAGCUUUUGGAAGGGAACGAAAUGUCAAAAAGCAUCUUCCCCGAAGCAACACCGCUACAUUAUUCCUGGCGUCACCGUGUUAAUUUUUUCCAAGAAAUCUUUGGUACAAAAGCUCGAGUAAUCUUCGCAGAAAUACAUAUGUGGAUUGCGAAAAGAUGCUCCUUCUUCAUGGAUUCGACGCUUAGUCCCAGUAGAGACGUGACGGAGGUAAACGAUGCCGUAUCGCUUUUCCAAUUUUACGAAAGCAUGUACGCGGAUCAACCUGCAUCAUACAAGCUCUAUCGCCCAGAACUGAUCGGAUUCAAAGGAUUUGUGGGUCUAUUGGAAGAAUGGCGUCGCGAGCAAGAUAUGUGGGGCUUUUUUUAUCUCAUUAAUUUUUCUCCGAAGGUCGCGGCUGGGUCGUCAUCCCGAGUACAGGAUAUUACUUCCCUCUCGGCUCGUUACCGUGGUGCUUUCGUCCCGCCAGGUGCCGGACCUCCUCCCUUUCUCUGGGAACUUGAAAACCCACGGCUAUCACGCCAAAUAUUCGUCAAUAACUACGGUCGUCAUCAACAUAACUUCCAAGCUAAGCCGGUUGCUUACGUGUGGGAUUGGUUGGAAAUGGCGGCACCUUUAAAAGGAUGUGGGUGUAUUACAAUCAAUGGCGUCUUUCUUUGCUGGAACCGUGGCAUGCCGUCGGCCUUGGACGAGUCCAAAAAUCCAUUUACACGAGAAUGCGGCGAGCCCAUUGCAACGACUCAGAAUCAAGAGUGGUUCUCAAAAAUGGGUCCGUGGAAACCCCAAGGGCAAUAG
Molecule: messenger RNA, 1202 nt
Organism: Phaeodactylum tricornutum CCAP 1055/1
Lineage: Eukaryota; Bacillariophyta; Bacillariophyceae; Surirellales; Neidiaceae
Exons: 1
Coding region: 30-1202 (390 amino acids)
Source: RefSeq, a predicted model, not a curated record